Molecule: messenger RNA, 1976 nt
Organism: Camelina sativa (false flax)
Lineage: Eukaryota; Viridiplantae; Streptophyta; Magnoliopsida; Brassicales; Brassicaceae
Molecular function (GO): protein binding; RNA binding
Source: RefSeq, a predicted model, not a curated record
UUUAUAACAAAUAAUUGAAGUUGAUUUUGACCACUUUCCCCACACAUUAUAUUAUAGGUUCGGCGGUACGGAACUAAUAGAACUCUCUUUCUCUUAUCUCUACCGGCGCCGGAGAAAUUUACCGAUCAACAUAAUCUCGACUACUGCGACUGAGUUUGGUUAAACGACUCAAUUAGGGUUUAAGAUGGAGAGACGUGUCGCAAACGCCUAUCCUGGUCCUGCACCACCAGUUCCGUACUACCAUAACAACUACAACAACCCUCAUCAUCAUCAGAUUCAUCAGCCGCCGCCGCCGCAGCACCACCAUGUCACCGCCGUUGGAUUUCACCAAUAUCCUCAAAAAGACAACAGAGAUCAGCCUUUCCGUCAGCCGCAUUUUGAUAAUUAUUCCGGCCAACAACAACAGAACAUGAUCGUUGAUCAGAAUAAUAACGCUCCUCCGCCGUUUCCAUCUAGUCCUUGCGGUGGCAGCUUAAGGAAGAGACGGUCUCAAUCAGCUACAGAUACUGCUGAUGGUAGUAUUGCCAAGUUAUAUGUUGCGCCGGUCUCAAAGACAGCAACUGAAUAUGAUAUCCGUCAGGUGUUUGAAAAAUAUGGUAAUGUCACUGAGAUCAUUCUACCCAAAGAUAAGAUGACCGGUGAUAGAGCAGCUUACUGUUUUGUUAAGUACAAAAAGUCAGAAGAGGGUAAUGCGGCUAUUGCAGCUUUAUCUGAGCAGUUUACCUUUCCUGGAGAAAUGCUUCCAGUCAAGGUCCGAUAUGCUGACGCCGAACGGGAACGGAUUGGUAAGAGUUUUGCCACGGUACAACUUCCAGAUAAUCCUAAACUUUAUGUUAGAUGCCUCAACAAACAAACUACAAAAAUGGAAGUCCACGAGGUCUUCUCUAGGUACGGAGUCAUUGAAGAUAUUUAUAUGGCACUUGACGACAUGAAGAUUUGUCGUGGGUAUGCAUUUGUUCAGUUUUCUUGUAGGGAUAUGGCACUAGCGGCAAUCAAAGCUUUAAAUGGAGUCUUUACCAUGCGGGGUUCUGAUCAGCCUCUGACUGUUAGAUUUGCAGAUCCUAAAAAGCCAAGGUCUACCUUUAAUACUCCACCUGUAACGCAACACUACGACCCAAAUUGGCACCCACAACCAUAUUCCCAAUGGGAAAACAAGGAACCUGCAGCCCCUAGAGUCGUUCAGCAUCAUGAUUUUGCUUCACAGCCAAAUCACUUUCCGCACCAAAAUACUCAAGCAGUAUCCGAGGUUCAAAAACCACUGCAUCGAGAUAUUCCACCUCAAAAUUUUGAUAAGCAUCAGAAAUCUGAGACACCCAGCGUGGAGACUAGAAGUGAUGGUCAGAAGAUUUCUAGUCAAUCAAAUGCAUUACCUGAAGAUCAAAAUACAGUGAGCUCUGAGUGUGACUGGAGUGAACACACAUGUCCAGAUGGGAAUAAAUACUACUUCCAUUGCGUCAGUUGCGAAAGCACGUGGGAGAAACCGGACGAAUACUCCAUGUUUGAGAGAUGGUAUGAAGAGCAAACAAGGCAACAAGAGACAAAACUUGGAUCUCCCCCGUUAAAAAAUGAGAGCCAAGAAGCAAUGGAGCAAGUUCAGUCUGAUGAUGUAUUGCAACAGAAUACUAAACUCCAACAAGCAUCCUUAUCCACAGCGGAUGUGGAGAACAGUUUAGUAUAUUCAGUAACAACACUGGCUGUGGAAACUACAUGUCCAUAAAAGGUCUCAGCUUUGUGUGAUGAUGCAGUGUUGUUUAGGGAGACUAAGAGAUGAUGAGGGAGGGAGAAAGAAGGCGAUAUAUAUAUAUAUAUAUACAUGGUUUAGUUAGAAACCAAAGAUCUUGUGGUUUUAGAAUACAGACAGUAAAAAAAAAACUGGUUUCUGAACUAAAUGUUUCUUUAGAAACUUAUGAAUUGGAAAGAAAAAUAAACAAAACAUUGAUUCUGGUUUGGUAUAUAAAAAACCUAUUUUCACCUGA